GACGGGGCCUACAGUGCGCCCAUUAAGGCAAAAGCCCACGUCGAGGUCCCAACCUGCCCUGUUUCGGAGACAGAUUGGCGUGCCUGGCUUAAUGACCAGGCCGACCAGGCCGCCAAGCUAGCCUGUAAGCUACAUCCUACGUCGGGCCAGGUUACGGCCAGCCCGGAAGACCAGCUUCUCAGGGUAAAGACAUUCAUGUAUGCCGCCUCCCGUGUGCUCGAGUUGGGACCAGCUCCUCGGGAUGAAUGGAAGGACCUCAAGCGGCCGCACAGCGGCCGCACGCCAGCCUGUAUGAUCGUUCACGAGUUCGUCCAG
Prorocentrum cordatum is the source of this 315-nucleotide messenger RNA. The record is from the annotation of a GenBank genome assembly. Lineage: Eukaryota; Dinophyceae; Prorocentrales; Prorocentraceae.